Molecule: messenger RNA, 984 nt
Organism: Neurospora tetrasperma FGSC 2508
Lineage: Eukaryota; Fungi; Ascomycota; Sordariomycetes; Sordariales; Sordariaceae
Exons: 8
Coding region: 1-984 (327 amino acids)
Source: RefSeq, a predicted model, not a curated record
AUGACCUUGACGAUCCGACGGGCGGUGUUCGGCGUCUUUUGCAGCAUGGCUGCACAGGAAACCAUCCUGCAAUCAUACUCCACCCACUGGCCUGACAACGACAUGAAUGCAUUCCCGCCCGAGGGCUGGCUGGUGCCUGCCACUACACUACCUCACCCGCCGGCGGGCACCCAGUCAUUCAACCACCAGGGAUUGAUGCUGCAACACCGUAUUGCAAACAUUGCAAACACAACUCUUUCCAUUUCAAUUGUCUACAACCUUUUUGGCAAUGCCGUAGUAGAAUCCCCGUCUCGUUCUUCUUUCCACGCAGUUUACUCGCUCUUACUUCUUCCUCUCCUUCACAAAGCAAGUCGUAAACCAGCAAGGUGGACAAGAUCAUUGUCGCCGCCUAUCGUUGGCAGUAGCAUCUUCACUGCUGCCGGCAUCGUCGACGCCAUCGACGCCAUCUCACCCUCGCCUGGCAUCGUCCUGGUUGCCACCCUCAUCUUCAAGCUCCUCGUCUGGGCUGACUGUGCUUUGCUCGCCGAGCUCAAUGUUUCUCCCGAUGUAGAGGUAACAUGUUCCAUCCCAGUCAACAACUCCAACCAAAGACUGCUCCCCGUUCCGUGGCCCAGCGACGUCCCCAACAAGCACAUGCACCACGCUCACAAGCUGGGCGUCCUAUACGUCGUAGUCUCCGUAACCCGCGAAUGGUUGAAUCAGGCAAAGGCCCAUGAACAGCCCACCGCCCUCGUUGCUCAGGAUUCACCUGCAGCGCCCUUUCAGGCCAAGGCCAUAUCGGAUUCUGCAGCCCAAAAGGCUACUCAUGAGGGAGACAAGGAGAUUCAGGAGCAAGAAGAAGAAAAGAAAAACUAUUCUCAACCUCAUCCUUCUUCCCUUUACCACCCUUUCCUUCCUCUUUACUCGUGUCGAAGUCCGGAAAACUCGAGAGCCUUCCCCUAUCCGUAUGCCCACUACGAGCGGCUGAUAGAAGUCUACUCCUGA